Phodopus roborovskii (desert hamster) is the source of this 1833-nucleotide messenger RNA. It is a transcript of the gene Zc3hc1, whose product is annotated as zinc finger C3HC-type containing 1. The coding region runs from base 29 to 1534 and encodes 501 amino acids. NCBI's taxonomy places the organism in Eukaryota, Metazoa, Chordata, Mammalia, Rodentia, Cricetidae. Gene Ontology annotation, molecular function: zinc ion binding. Gene Ontology annotation, cellular component: nucleus. The record is from RefSeq and is a predicted model, not a curated record. The transcript is spliced from 10 exons.
UGGGGACACAACUGAGGGACGGACCAAGAUGGCGGCUCCCAGCGAGGGCCCGCUGUUCGCCGCGGGUAUUGAAAAGACUUGGGGUGCAGUUGUUCGUUCCCCUGAAGGGACACCCCAGAAAGUUCGACAGCUGAUAGAUGAGGGAAUUGUCCCGGAAGAGGGAGGCACAGAAGCAAAGGACACAUCUGCCACAUUCCAGCCAGUCAAUGGAUCGCCUCAAGCAGAACAGCCCCCAUUGGAAUCUACAAGCAAAGAAGCCUUUUUUCACAGAGUGGAAACCUUUUCUUCUUUGAAAUGGGCAGGGAAGCCCCCUGAGCUGUCUCCACUUAUCUGUGCAAAAUACGGCUGGGUCACUGUUGAAUGUGAUAUGCUCAAGUGCUCCAGCUGCCAGGCUUUCCUCUGUGCCAGUUUACAGCCGGCUUCUGACUUCAACAGAUAUAAGGAACGAUGUGCUGAGCUCAAGAAAUCUUUGUGCAGUGCCCAUGAAAAAUUCUGUUUUUGGCCAGACAGCCCUUCUCCAGAUAGAUUUGGGAUGUUGCCAUUGGGUGAGCCUGCUGUUCUUGUCAGUGAGUUCCUGGACCGGUUUCAAAGCCUUUGUCAUUUAGACCUCCAGCUUCCUUCCCUGAGGCCAGAGGACUUGAAAACUAUGUGCUUGACUGAAGACAAGGUCAGUGCUCUGCUGCACCUGCUGGAGGGUGAGCUUGAUUGCCAAACUGAUGGGAGGAAGACUACAAGCAAAUGGGGCUCAGACAUGCAAGUCCAUGUCACUGCCUGUGUUCUUUCCCUGUGUGGCUGGGCAUGCAGCUCUUUGGAACCUACACAGCUUUCCCUGAUAACAUGUUCCCAGUGUAUGAGGAAGGUCGGUCUCUGGGGCUUUCAGCAGAUCGAAUCAUCCCUGACAGAUCUGGAGGCUUCCUUUGGCUUGACUAGCUCCCCCAUUUUGGGCGUGGAGGGUCGGCCUGAGCACUUCCCUCUAGUGCCUGAAUCUCCUAGACGGAUGAUGACCCGAAGCCAAGACGCCACAGUUUCUCCCAGCCCCGAGCAGUCUGAAAAAAGCCCAGGUCCCAUUGUCUGCCGAACUCGGAGCUGGGACUCUUCCAGUCCUGUUGACCGGCCUGAGCCAGAGGCAGCCAGCCCCACCACCAGGAGCCGGCCAGUGACCCGAAGCAUGGGAACGGGAGAUUCUGCUGGCUUGGAAGUCCCCUCCAGCCCUGUCCGGAAAGCCAAGCGAGCUCGCCUCUGUUCUUCUGGGAGCUCAGACGCCACGCCCCGAAGCUUCUUUGAUCCCACCGCUCAGCAUAGAGAUUGGUGCCCUUGGGUGAAUAGCUCCCUGGCCAAAGAAUCCAGGGAGAAUGGGACAACAGCGGUGGAUGCCGGGACCCCAGCAGAGCCGGGCUGGAAGGCUGUGUUGACCAUCCUGUUGGCCCACAAGCAUUCUAACCAGCCAGCGGAGAUGGAUGCCAUGAGUCUGUCUGAAAAGUCAAGGAAAGUGCUCCGAAUAUUCCGACAGUGGGAGUCCUUAUGCUCGUCCUGAAAAUGCUCCAGACAGAACUGAUGAGGGUGACUUAAAAAAUGUCAGCUGACUCUGCUUUUCGUCGUUCUGGUUUAAUUGCAAGUGCAAAGACUUGCCACCUGCAUGAAGAAGAGGAGACAGUUGCCAUGCAGGGAUGAGGACAGGGUGAGACACAGUUCUGUCAGAGGACUGUGGAGUUCUAAAACCAGCUGCAAGACCAAGGCUCAGAACACCCAUUCAGCAGCUUUGCUCCGGGCACAGUGUCCUGAGAGAGUAGCCCAGGAAUGUGACGGUGUGUGUUAAUAAAGUGUUUGCUAAGA